Molecule: messenger RNA, 1456 nt
Organism: Platichthys flesus (European flounder)
Lineage: Eukaryota; Metazoa; Chordata; Actinopteri; Pleuronectiformes; Pleuronectidae
Gene: mtrfr
Product: mitochondrial translation release factor in rescue
Exons: 2
Coding region: 205-693 (162 amino acids)
Biological process (GO): translational termination
Cellular component (GO): mitochondrion
Molecular function (GO): translation release factor activity
Source: RefSeq, a predicted model, not a curated record
UUGGCUGACACGACAGGCGACAGGGGCGUAGAAGAAGAUGUGACCGGAAAAACAAGAGCACGCUGAUGUGACGAUAAACAGACUGAACAUAUAAAUACAGUAAAUUUUACGUGGACAGACGUCACUUGUGAGGGAGUUCAUAUUUAUGUUUGGUGACGUACAACCUGAUGUCAUGAUGUCGAUCACUCGCUCCGCUUGAAGGAAAUGUCUCGACUUGUCCCGCUCAUCACGUCAGUGUCCAGACGGGUCUUAUGGAGGAGGGGGUGUCCCGGUGUCUCCCCUCCUCUGAACCCGCUCCCUGGACUCACAUGGGUGCCUGCGGCCGGUAAGAAGGACCUGGUGGACCUGCCCGUCCUGGACGAAGACGAGCUGGAGGAGCAGUUUGUGAGAGGAUCCGGUCCCGGAGGACAAGCCACCAACAAGACCAGCAACUGUGUGGUGCUCAAACACGUCCCCACCGGGAUCGUAGUGAAGUGCCAUCAAACCAGAUCUGUGGAAAUAAACCGAAAGCGUGCCCGUGGAAUCAUGAGAGAGAAACUUGAUGUUGCAUAUAAAGGAGAACUUAGUGAACUGAUAGUAAAGAAGAAGGAGUCGGUGCAUAAGAAACAAGAGAAGAAGAAGAAAGCACAUGAGAAUCUGGAGAGGAAAAGACUGUUUAAAGAAGCGCUGGUUACAGAAUCCACACAUGAAUAAGUUAUUUAUUUGUAGAAUAUAAGAAGACAUGAGUCCUUGAAUAUAUCAAUUUUAUUUUGUGUCUGUGAAGACUGAGGAACAAACCAAGAUAGGUAAUGUCAAGGGUAUCCAAUCAAAUAAGACUUUUAUUUCUAGCAUUUUUCAUACAAAGCCAAGGAAAGAGUAUUAAAAAAAUUUAAUAAAGUUGUUAUAAAAUAAAAAGGUUGGUGAUGUGUAGUGAAUCUUUUGAUAUUUAAAGGAUGUUUCCCAAAUUAAUAUUUAGUGCUUUAGGUACAGAAUACAACAUUCACCUGUAGGUGUGGUUUGAUUCAGAUUCACAUACAUUUUUUCAUGACAUAAUUUCCCCCUCAUCUAUUUUUAGUAAAUCCAAUGAGUUUCAAGAGUCAACUCAGACAGGCAACACAUUGUUAUAAGACACCGUGGGCAUCUCUUCGUUUGGUUGCUGUACAACAUUUUACGCAGUUCACCACAAGAUGUCUGCAAAAUGUGGCUAAAUACAGAGAAGACUUGAGGUGACGCCAUUUUGCUGUCAGUUGUUCCUAAUUGAUGUCUACACCCAGACUAUCACGAGUGGAAGCUGCUGUUUUGCUUGGAAUCAAGAGGUGGACCAAACCUCUGUACUUGAAUGAGAUCUUGUUUGGAAUGGGGGGGGAUUCCAUUUUUGUUUUAAAACCGUUGUAAAGCAAGAUAUAUUGCUGAAAGUGGUUUUGAAUUGCAUUAAAUCGUUUGUGCUGAGGCAAAAGUAUAGCACAUUUUCUAGUCC